UUUGACAUGACAUAGGCUAUGUAAAUUUUUAAUUUAAUAAAGUCGUCACAUCUCAUUGUUGUAUACUAUUUUAUCAAUUUAAUUUAAAUUGUAAUGUUUAUGAUUCUUGUGCAAUUACAAGUGUACAACCUAAGUAAUCUACAGUUUAUUCCAUUCUGUACUGAUUAAUGAGUGACCAUUCUCGCAUAAAAAUCAAAGAUGCUGUUAAUAAUCCAUAAUUUGCCGACUAAGAUACGUUAUAGUGAGGUGAAGGCGCUUAUAAGAGAUCGAUGCAACUUGAACGAUUUGAUUGUGGAUAACCUCGUAUAUGAAAGUCCACAAAGCCGUAAAGUUACCAUUGGCCUAAGUGACGAAAAUGAUGCCAUUGCCGUUACAAAAGAGCUGCAUGGACUGGUUUUUAUGGGUCAGAAGUUACAUGUAGAAGAUCUACGCAGAAAUAAGGGACCAAGUAUUCAGAACUCAAACCCUGAUCAAGGUUAUGGCAGAAACAUUAGUCACAAUAAUGCAAGUGAACAGACUCCAAUGAAACCUCAUACAACACCUGUUUCAUAUUCUGCCCCAUAUUAUAUGGCUGGUCAGGAUCAGAAUCAAGGAAGCUCCAAAGGUCCAAGUACUGAUGGACACGGUCAGCCACCUGUGCAGCCAAUAUCUGCUGUACCCCAAUACAUGCAGAAUAAUCCAUACAGCACACCAUACUUUAUGUAUGAUCAGGGUUCCCCUACAUACUCUGCCGGAAAGCCUAAGAGUUCCAAUGUGAUGACGCAGCCUCCAUACGGCUCUCCCCGAAUGCAAAUGCCACAAGGUUCUCCUACAUACUCUACGGGAAUUCCUCAGAGUUCCAACAUGAUGACGCAGCCUCCGUACGGCUCUCCUAGAAUGCCACAAGACUCCCCUACAUACCCCACGGGAAUGCCUCACAGUUCUAACAUGAUGACGCAGCCUCCAUACGGCUCUCCCAGAAUGCCAAUGCCACAAAAUACCAAUAUGGGUUACGGUGAGUCAUCAAAUUAUGGCAACAACCAACCAAUGACCGUAACGUCAAAUCAACCCGAGUAUAUACCUCGCGGAAAUGAUAAUCCGCGAAAUGAAUAUUCUAAAAGAGAUAGCGGAUCACGAUAUUUCGAAGAAAAGAACGAUCAGAAAUAUCAUGAUCGCAGUGAAAGGCCGUCCACUUCACGAGGUGACCGCGAUGACUAUGAACCGCGCAGUCGCUCCGAUGAAAGACGUCACGGUGAUUGGAGUCCCGAUCGAUACAGAAGAUCGGAGAACAGGAAUUUUGAUCACGUUCCUAAAAAUUCGAGGGAUUCUUAUAACCAGUCGUCUGACAGGAGUUAUAAAUCAGAACCGGAAGGAUCUGAUUUCAGGCGCGGACCCGACGAUCGUCGUAAUGCAAAUAACUCGGCAAAUUUCGGUGCCGACUACAAUCGUCACUAUGACAAAGAGCAAGGUGAUUACAACCGCCCAAGUGAUCGAGCACCUGGUAAUACAAAUGAAAAUUCACGUUACAAAUGGACUAAACAAAAAAAUGGGAAUGAAUAUAAGAAAGAUAAUGUCGGAGACUACAUUAAUAGUAAGCCAAGCACUAGUAAAGGGGUUGUUUAUAGUAGAAAUGAUUUUAAUCCUCAUAACAAAUUCGGCAAAAUUCAAGACCCUACAGUCCCGGAAAUUAAUGAGCCAGCGAUUUAUCUUACUAAAGCUGAAUUCAAAAAAAUUAGAAGGGCUAGAGAACUCAAAAGAUCUGCUGCUGAUCACAAAAACGAAACUUGGCGUGGGCAAGCUACGUCUAAAAUAGUAAAAACUGCGCUGGAAGAAAGCGGCUUAAUGAUUCAAGCGAAGAAACCAGGUUUCGUGCAGUUCAUGAAAAGUAUUGUUAGGACUCGAAUCAAUAAGAUGUUGGGUUACAGGGUGACUGUGCCUAUGGAGAAAAUCAUAGAGGAGUACAAUACAAACUAUCCUCCUAAUGUCAGAAAGAAUUUUGUCCUUGAAUCGAAGGCCAAGUUCAAUAAAAUUACUGAUUUUCCAUCAGGAGCUGCACCUAUACGGCGGCCUCUAAUGAACCAAGCAACGCCGGAGAAACGCCCAGCAACAGAACAACCGCCGUCGGCACCAGCGCCUAAGAAGCCCCAAGUCAAUAUACCAAGACCACCGCCGUACAGACCACCGACACCAGGACCCCUGCCCAAGUAUCCUAAUGCUGAUAAACAAGCAUAUAAAAAAUUAAAGACUCUUGCAAAGGAGGAACAUGAGAAAGAAAUCUAUACAUUGGAACCAAAAUUGAAAGAAGCACUCGACAGCGAAGUAAAAGUGCUUCGGGAAUUGUUUAUAAAAGGAUGCAGAAAUAAUGAUGGCGGUGAAGAUGAAAAAAUCUGUCAACGUAUCGAAAAAACUACGGAUGAAGUUAUGAAGGUUAUAAAACUCGAUAUAACAAAGCGCCUGCUGAACGUGACAUGCAAUCUGCCGUUGCGUAUGUUUGCUAAUGGCAAGUUCAAAGUGAAGGAGAUAGGUCCCAUGCUGAAGCCGUACGGCAUCAUCAGCUGCAGGAAGUCACCUCGCAGCAAACUGUGCGUCGUCGUCUGCCAGGAUUACCCCAGCUAUGAUUAUUUGUGUACCAAAGGAGAGAUAGAUUUUGGUGAUGGUCUGAUUAUGACAUUUAAACCGCUCCACCUCGCCGGUCCUACUAAAAGACCUAAGAAAAAAGGUAAUAAACUAGGCAAUAAUAAAAAUAAUGAUAACACGAGUGGAGAUGAGGAUGAGGUAUUCGGUGAUGAAAUGGCCGGUGAGGAUUAUGAAGAUGCAGGUGAUGAUUCAAAAGAAGAUGUUCAAGUGAUUGACGUUAAAAAUGAAGAAAAAAUUGAUGUAGACAAAGAAGAUAUUAAAAUUGUCAAUAAAGGAAAUGAUGACUGUAAAGACAAACCUAAAGAUGAACAAACAGACAAUGAAGUUAAAGAAAUUGUUAUUAAAGACACUGAAAAAUCUGAAACUGAAAAUCUAGUUGAAGAUAUUAAUAAGUUAACGCAUAGUAUUGCUAAUGAUGAUAACAUUGAAGAUAUACAGACCGCAGAAGCAAUCGAUGUGGCAAACAUUGGCCAAGAUGAUUUAGAAGAUUAUUGAUCAUAUCAUCAUAUGGUUUAAUAAUAUCAAUAGCUCCUAAGUAAACAAUCGUAAGUCAUAUAGCAGUGGCGCCAGUUAAUGUUUACAGUUGCCAGUUGUUCGACUGUCUUACUGUACUGGCAUAAUGUAAAUCAGACAUU
Molecule: messenger RNA, 3251 nt
Organism: Papilio xuthus (Asian swallowtail)
Lineage: Eukaryota; Metazoa; Arthropoda; Insecta; Lepidoptera; Papilionidae
Exons: 14
Coding region: 199-3111 (970 amino acids)
Molecular function (GO): nucleic acid binding
Source: RefSeq, a predicted model, not a curated record